UCUCUCUCUCUCUCUCGAUCUGCUUUUGCCUAUAAAAUCCAAUGGUGGUCUGAAGAGACCCGGCACCGAGAGACCUCAGGGAGGAGGAAGAGAGAGUAGUAUGGCUUCAAGACCAGGCCUCUUCACCGAGUGGCCAUGGCAGAGGCUGGGCAACUUCAAGUACCUGGUGUUGGCUCCUUGGAGUUUGCAUAGCCUGUACUUGGCGCUGAGCAAGGAGAGGAAGGAACUGGACCUGACAUACCUCAUCAUACUCCCGUCUUUGCUGUUGAGGAUGCUCCACAACCAAGUCUGGAUCAGUUUAGCUCGCUUCCAGAACGCACGCAGCAAGAACCGGAUCGUUGACAAGAGCAUCGAGUUUGAGCAGGUCGACAGGGAGAGAAACUGGGACGAUCAAAUCAUCUUCAAUGGGAUACUGUUCUAUCUGGGUUAUUUCUACAUUCCGGGAGCAACCAACCUUCCAGUUUGGAGGACAGAUGGAGCACUGCUCAUGGCUUUGCUGCAUAUGGGGCCUGUGGAGUUCCUCUACUACUGGUUUCACAGGGCACUACACCAUCAUUUCCUCUAUUCUCGAUAUCACUCCCACCAUCAUGCUUCAGUUGUUACCGAGCCUAUCACAUCUGUCAUUCAUCCGUUCGCAGAGCAUGUGGUGUAUUUCUUGCUCUUUUCUAUUCCAAUGGUGACAACAAUCGUAACCAGAAGAGCUUCCAUUUUGGCAUUGCUGGGCUAUGUUGCAUAUAUUGACCUGAUGAACAACAUGGGUCACUGCAACUUUGAGUUGGUCCCAAAGUGGCUAUUCACAGUCUUCCCGCCUCUGAAAUAUCUUAUGUACACACCCUCGUUUCACUCUCUUCAUCACACUCAAUUUCGAACAAACUAUUCUCUGUUCAUGCCAUUCUAUGACUACAUAUACAGCACAAUGGACAAGUCAUCAGAUGAUCUAUAUAAGAGAUCGCUGAAAGGAAAGGAGGAAGUACCUGAUGUAGUUCAUCUUACACAUCUUACCACUUUGCAAUCAAUUUACCAUUUAAGAAUUGGCUUCGCUUCAUUAGCAUCCAAGCCAUACAACUCCAAGAUGCCUAUCUUGCUAAUGUGGCCAGUGGCAUGGACCUCAAUGUUAUUAACAUGGAUAUACAGCUCCUCCUUCACUGUCGAGAGGAAUGGUUUCAAGAAAAUCAAGAUGCAAACAUGGGCAAUACCGAGAUUCAAAUUCCAAUAUGGCCUACCAAAUGAAAGAGAUGCAAUCAAUGAUCUAAUUGAAAAGGCAAUUUUAGAGGCUGAGGACAAAGGAGUCAAAGUUCUCACUUUAGAACUCCUAAAUCAGGCAAAUGAACUCAAUGGAAAUGGUGAGCUCUAUCUUCAUAAAUACCAAAACUUGAGGUUAAGAAUUGUGGACGGUAGCAGCUUAGCAGCUGCAGUGGUUCUUAACAGUAUUCCUCCGGAAACAAAAAAAGUCGCCCUCUGUGGAAAUCUCUCAAAGGUAGCCUAUAGAGUAGCUUCUGUGUUGUGCCAACGUUGUGUUGAGGUAAUGAUGACACGGAAACGUGAAUAUUACAUGCUCAAAUCGCAAAUACCAGAAAGCAUAGCAGGUUAUCUAUUACUUUCAAACAACCAUAACACUCAGGUUUGGCUAGUAGGAGAUGGCUUGGAAGAUGUAGAACAAAGAAGUGCACCAAAAGGUACAUUAUUUGUCCCCUAUUCAUCAUUCCCACCGAAGAAGGUCCGUAAGGAUUGCACAUAUUGCACCACUCCAGCAAUGAAGAUACCAGACACAGUGGAGAACAUGCACUCUUGUGAGAAUUGGCUACCGAGAAGGGUCAUGAGUGCAUCUCGUGUUGCUGGUAUAGUGCAUGCGCUAGAAGGGUGGGAUUCACAUGAAUGUGGAGAUAAAACUCAGGAUAUUGACAAAAUGUGGUCCACUGCACUCCGUCAUGGUUUUCUCCCCUUGUUUGGAAUUUCACCAGAUUUAUCCAACUAAACAGAACUUAGGAUGUACCUGGCAAGGUACAUAAUGUGGAACUCUUAAUGUCACAUACCCUUUCAGAUGGGCAGAAGCUUCCUUUCUUCAUUAAGUUCAAUAAAUUAUGCAUUACCACUUGACAAUA
Messenger RNA from Musa acuminata AAA Group (dessert banana), 2102 nucleotides. RefSeq names its product very-long-chain aldehyde decarbonylase GL1-5-like. Gene Ontology annotation, biological process: sterol biosynthetic process. Gene Ontology annotation, molecular function: C-4 methylsterol oxidase activity; iron ion binding. Gene Ontology annotation, cellular component: endoplasmic reticulum membrane. The transcript is spliced from 10 exons. NCBI's taxonomy places the organism in Eukaryota, Viridiplantae, Streptophyta, Magnoliopsida, Zingiberales, Musaceae. Bases 101 to 1975 code for a protein of 624 amino acids. The record is from RefSeq and is a predicted model, not a curated record.